CCUUUUUGUUUUCUCGUCACCAUGACGACAAAGUUUCAACAGCAGCAACCUGACAGUCCGGACCAGAACCAAAACCCUCUGUUACUGAGGUGUGGAGAUGAGCAGUGUGAUGGACCAGAGCUCGGCCCGCUCUGGCUGUCGCUGUCAAAGUAAAGCAAAGACCUCCAAACUGAGACAUCUGCAUCAGAGCACCCUGUUCCUGGGGGACACGGCACCGAGCUACUCCACCACCCACAACCAGAGUUAUUCUGGAAGGUCGGCCGACGGACGUCCUCUCAUCUUCCACCUGAGAGACCCCAGCUUCCCCUCGCAGCACCGGACCCGGCUGGACCUCAGCACCGACACCACACCGCUGCCGUGUGCGCUGCAGUCACACACUGCAGAGGUGCACAGUGCCAAACACAUCACACCGAGGACCGACCCGAAGGUGGAAAACUGGGCUCGGUAUCGCAGCGGCCAGGACGUCAGAGAGGUCACCAACCCGCAGGAUCCAUCAGAGUACUGGACCACCUACCAAACGGAGCUCAGGGUCCCAGGAAGCGACAGCUCGCCACCGCUGGCCGGCGGCAGACCAACACAGUGGCACCAACACAACAUACUGACAGGUGAACCGAGGCCGACGGUUGGCCCGGGGAAGCCCAGCAGACGGUCCAGGGACAAGCUGCUGUGGGCGGCGAGGCGCUGGGAGACGGACUACUCUGCACUCAGACUCUACUGACGCACAUCACAACAAUCAUACUGCAACGCUUCAAUAUUAAUGAUCUCUGCUGUCUGGUCUGAUGUUUUACUUUGACUGAUUCCCCCUCUGCAGAUCACAGUGAAUAUUCAGUGUCAGCUGACGUCUUCUUCUAUGAACUGAAGUAAAAACUGGGAACAGGCCUGGAGGGAAACCACAGGGAGUCUCAGUCACAUAAGAUAUGCAGCAAGAUAUUUUAAGAUCAGUCUGAGAGAGGGAAAGACGUAUGAAGGAAGAAAAAAAGAUCUGUAAGACAUUAUAAUGAUAGACUUACUCAAAAUAAAGACUUAUGUGAAAAUAUUGAGAAACUUUCUCAGUACUUUGAACUAAAAUACUCUCAAAAUAACGACUUUGUGAUACUAAGUCAUUAUUUUUAUAAAGUUUCUCAUUAUAAUGUCUUACAGAAUCCAGAAAAGGGCUUCCAUAAAUACCAGAGAGACCACAGAGCUGCUUUGUUUGUUCUCACUCUGGAACACAGAGAGAAAUUCAAUCAAUAAGUCUGACAACGUUUCAGGUUUUACUUUGUGUCUGUGUGUUCUGUUUUUUAAGUUUGGUUUCCACUGAUGUGUCAUUGUUUCUUUUUAUAUUACAUGUUUAGUCUUUUAGCAUCCAAUGAAGUGGCCUCCCUUUAUGUUGUGUUGGAUUAGAUUGGUGUUUGAUUUGAUUUUGUAUUGAUCUACAAACAGUGAACAGUGAACGUACGGUUGAGCGAGGCUGAACUUUGCACAGACAUCCAGAACUCGUACGUCACAUGACUUGUUUCA
Morone saxatilis (striped sea-bass) is the source of this 1500-nucleotide messenger RNA. RefSeq lists its product as uncharacterized. The record is from RefSeq and is a predicted model, not a curated record. Lineage: Eukaryota; Metazoa; Chordata; Actinopteri; Moronidae.